CCUCGGGCACCCCUUCACCUCAUUCUCCCUUUCUUUGCACCACCUCCAUUCUGGUGUUCACAUUAUCCCGUCAGCCCUACAGAGCAUCCCCGCCUGCUCAGCCCCACUUUACUACUCCUGACCUCCUUUUUGUUACCCCCACAUUAUAAACCAGCACCCCUUUUUCUCUGCCCCACAUUGCUAUACUAGGCCCCGCAUUAUUUCCUCCACCUCACCCCUCUUUCCUGGUCCCACAUCACUACCUCAGUUCCUCCAUUGCCUUGAUCCCACGCUGCAGCCCAGGUAGCCUUGUAAGACCCCCUCCCCCCACGACCCUCCAUUCUAAUUCACCUCAGACCCCUCCCUUUAGCCUUUGUUGCCGGCCCCACUCACAAAUCAUACCCUUUCACGAUUUCUUAAUUACUUUUCUCCAUUACCUGCAACCAACACUCCGAUGGUGUCUCUCAUUAUUAUUCUGAACCCUGGCUCAUUACUCCGUCCUUCAGCCCAGGGUUCUGUCCCCAUCCUCACUCUGACCAUCUGGCAUCCCGUCCCUUUCCUCUGUCCCCCACCUGCCCACUCCCCCUCUGUUGCUGACUCUGCCCUUUCUUUUCCCCACCGUUGCUCUCUUUCUGCCUGGGGGGCUGCCCCCUCAGGUUGCCAGAUCAUACACCCGCCCUGGGAAGGCGGCAUCAGGUACCGGGGCCUGACCCGAGACCAGGUGAAGGCUAUCAACUUUCUGCCGGUGGACUAUGAGAUUGAGUACGUGUGCCGGGGGGAGCGCGAGGUGGUGGGCCCCAAGGUCCGCAAGUGCCUGGCCAACGGCUCCUGGACAGACAUGGACACACCCAGCCGUUGUGUCCGAAUCUGCUCCAAGUCUUAUUUGACCCUGGAAAAUGGGAAGGUUUUCCUGACGGGUGGGGACCUCCCCGCUCUGGACGGAGCCCGGGUGGAUUUCCGAUGUGACUCCGACUUCCAUCUGGUGGGCAGCUCCCGGAGCAUCUGUAGUCAGGGCCAGUGGAGCACCCCCAAGCCCCACUGCCAGGUGAACCGAACGCCGCACUCAGAACGGCGCGCAGUGUACAUCGGGGCGCUGUUUCCAAUGAGCGGGGGCUGGCCAGGGGGCCAGGCCUGCCAGCCCGCGGUGGAGAUGGCGCUGGAGGACGUGAAUAGCCGCAGGGACAUCCUGCCCGACUACGAGCUCAAGCUCAUCCACCACGACAGCAAGUGUGAUCCUGGCCAAGCCACCAAGUACCUGUACGAGCUGCUCUACAAUGACCCCAUCAAGAUCAUCCUCAUGCCCGGCUGCAGCUCUGUCUCCACGCUUGUGGCCGAGGCCGCCAGAAUGUGGAACCUCAUCGUGCUUUCCUAUGGCUCCAGCUCACCUGCUCUGUCAAACCGGCAACGUUUUCCUACAUUCUUUCGAACUCAUCCAUCAGCCACACUGCACAAUCCUACCCGUGUGAAACUGUUUGAAAAGUGGGGCUGGAAGAAGAUCGCCACCAUCCAGCAGACCACUGAGGUCUUCACUUCGACUCUGGAUGACCUGGAGGAGCGAGUGAAGGAGGCCGGGAUUGAGAUUACUUUCCGGCAGAGUUUCUUCUCAGAUCCAGCUGUGCCUGUCAAAAACCUUAAGCGCCAGGAUGCCCGAAUCAUCGUGGGACUUUUCUAUGAGACGGAAGCCCGGAAAGUUUUUUGUGAGGUGUACAAGGAGCGUCUCUUCGGGAAGAAGUACGUCUGGUUCCUCAUUGGGUGGUAUGCCGACAACUGGUUCAAGAUCUAUGACCCGUCCAUCAACUGCACGGUGGACGAGAUGACUGAGGCGGUGGAGGGCCACAUCACCACUGAGAUUGUCAUGCUGAACCCUGCCAACACACGCAGCAUUUCCAACAUGACAUCACAGGAGUUUGUGGAGAAGCUGACCAAACGACUAAAAAGACACCCUGAGGAAACAGGGGGCUUCCAGGAGGCACCGCUGGCCUAUGAUGCCAUCUGGGCCUUGGCAUUGGCUCUGAACAAGACAUCUGGAGGGGGUGGCCAUUCAGGCGUGCGCCUGGAAGACUUCAAUUACAACAACCAGACCAUCACUGACCAGAUAUACAGGGCAAUGAACUCCUCGUCCUUUGAGGGGGUCUCCGGCCAUGUGGUGUUUGAUGCUAGCGGCUCCCGGAUGGCGUGGACACUGAUCGAGCAGCUCCAGGGUGGCAGCUACAAGAAGAUUGGCUACUAUGACAGCACCAAGGAUGAUCUUUCCUGGUCCAAAACAGAUAAAUGGAUUGGAGGGUCUCCCCCAGCUGACCAGACCAUGGUCAUCAAGACGUUCCGUUUCCUGUCACAGAAACUCUUUAUCUCCGUCUCGGUUCUCUCCAGCCUGGGCAUUGUCUUAGCUGUUGUCUGUCUGUCCUUUAACAUCUACAACUCCCAUGUCCGUUACAUCCAGAACUCGCAGCCCAACCUGAACAACCUGACUGCUGUGGGCUGCUCACUGGCUCUGGCUGCUGUCUUCCCCCUCGGACUGGACGGCCACCACAUCGGGAGAAACCAGUUCCCCUUCGUCUGUCAGGCCCGCCUCUGGCUCCUGGGUUUGGGCUUUAGUCUGGGCUACGGCUCCAUGUUUACCAAGAUCUGGUGGGUCCACACGGUCUUCACAAAGAAGGAGGAAAAAAAGGAGUGGAGAAAGACCCUGGAGCCCUGGAAGCUGUAUGCCACUGUGGGCCUGCUGGUGGGCAUGGAUAUCCUGACUCUUGCUAUCUGGCAGAUUGUGGAUCCCUUGCACCGGACCAUUGAGACUUUUGCCAAGGAGGAACCAAAGGAAGAUAUCGACGUGUCUAUUCUGCCUCAACUGGAGCACUGCAGCUCCAAGAAGAUGAAUACGUGGCUUGGCAUUUUCUAUGGAUACAAGGGGCUGCUGCUACUGCUGGGCAUCUUUCUUGCUUAUGAGACCAAGAGUGUGUCCACUGAGAAGAUUAAUGACCACCGGGCUGUGGGCAUGGCCAUCUACAACGUGGCGGUCCUGUGCCUCAUCACUGCCCCGGUCACCAUGAUCCUGUCCAGCCAGCAGGACGCGGCCUUUGCCUUUGCCUCUCUCGCCAUAGUUUUCUCCUCCUACAUCACUCUGGUUGUGCUCUUUGUGCCCAAGAUGCGCAGGCUGAUCACCCGAGGGGAAUGGCAGUCUGAGGCACAGGACACUAUGAAGACAGGGUCAUCAACCAACAACAACGAGGAGGAGAAGUCCCGGCUGUUGGAAAAGGAGAACCGAGAAUUGGAGAAGAUCAUUGCUGAGAAAGAAGAGCGUGUCUCUGAAUUGCGCCAUCAGCUCCAGUCUCGGCAGCAGCUCCGUUCGCGGCGUCACCCUCCGACACCCCCAGACCCCUCCGGGAGUCUGCCUAGGGGGCCUCCAGAGCCUCCUGACCGGCUUAGCUGUGAUGGGAGUCGAGUCCAUUUGCUGUACAAGUGAGGGAGUUGUGAGGGAGGACAGGCCAGUCAAGGGAGAAGGGGAGGGGGUGGGGAGCCAGCAGAGGACCCAUGUUCCGGUGGGAGGAACAUGUUACCCCAACCCACCUCUUGUAAAUACAGACCCCUCUGUGAGUCCUGGGGUUAUCCGGGCCUCUAGAACGCUGGGAAACAGACUGUGUUCUCUCUUCCUCCUCCAUAUAAUGUUAUAUCACUACUUCCUAUUUAGUUUGUACCUCGCUUGAAGCAUCUCAGUGACUCGCUGCAUAUGUCCUCUCUUGUGAAACACCGCCUGCAUGUUGCCAUGGCACCCCCAGCUCCCUCUGCCUUUGUGUUCUGUUUUCAUCCAGCAGGGGCCUCCCCAAAGUGCUCUUUCUGUCCCAACAGGUACUUCUCCAUUUCUCUCGCCAUCAUAUUCUCCUUUCAUCCCACUUGCCCCUCAACACAUCCCCAACUUUUGUCUCCCUUACAUUUUGCUUCUUUGGGCCUUCUUCUUGCCAGUGUUCACACAUGCCUCGCCUCUGCUCUGUGUUACGCUGCCCCCACACCAUGGCCUCCCCUCCCCUGCAUGUUCUCAUGGCACCUGCUCAAGUUCAUGCUCGCUUCCCACAUGUGCCUUCUGCACCUCCCUAUGGCCACAUGUGUUCCCUUCACUCAUAGCUGAGGGUGCCCUCUCGCCCAGUCAUGCGUGUGCCCUGGCACGCUUGAGCAGGUGUGUGCCCUGUUUCUGGCGUGCUGAGUUUCGUCUUUCCCAAUUGCCUGAUUCAUAUUUCACCCAUUCAUUUCCCCUGUGUGCUCUCACGGGUCCAUCUGUACCUUCUUUUUGCACCUUAAACUCAUUGUGCUCGUCCAUCAGAGCCGUAGGUGUCCACCCUGCACAUUGUUAAGCACUUUUCCCCCCUUAAUGUCCAUGGGGCCAGUCACCCCCUCUCUUGGCAUACUUGGUUUCUGCUAGAACUUUCCCCACUCUCCUUUGCACUCAUGAGCCACCCUCAGUCCACUCAUAGUCACCCUGUGCCAAGAUUGUCUCCUUUGCUUUUUUGUUUUUUUUCUGAGGGGAUUAAGGAAGAAAUGGGGACAGGUUUGGGGAACUGCUUCUAGUAGACGGUGAGAAUCCUGGCCGAACGAAGGCACUCCUCACUAUUGAGAUGGACAAACGGACCUAUGGGGCCGGGGGCAUCCCUUUCACAAUGUAGUGUCUCUUGGGGAAGGAUCUUUUCAAAUCUCAAUAAAUCAGUGAACAGUGUGACUCAGCACCUGGUCCCAUACUGUGAACGCAGCGGGUUGAGUCGGAGAAGGGAGACGUGGAGGUCUCCAUGUUAAAAUACGUUGAAGUGGAGGGGUGGG
Molecule: messenger RNA, 4779 nt
Organism: Talpa occidentalis (Iberian mole)
Lineage: Eukaryota; Metazoa; Chordata; Mammalia; Eulipotyphla; Talpidae
Gene: GABBR1
Product: gamma-aminobutyric acid type B receptor subunit 1
Exons: 21
Coding region: 434-3436 (1000 amino acids)
Biological process (GO): gamma-aminobutyric acid signaling pathway; G protein-coupled receptor signaling pathway
Cellular component (GO): G protein-coupled receptor heterodimeric complex; membrane
Molecular function (GO): G protein-coupled GABA receptor activity
Source: RefSeq, a predicted model, not a curated record